Molecule: messenger RNA, 1746 nt
Organism: Acanthamoeba castellanii str. Neff
Lineage: Eukaryota; Discosea; Longamoebia; Acanthamoebidae
Product: IQ calmodulinbinding motif domain containing protein
Exons: 12
Coding region: 1-1746 (581 amino acids)
Biological process (GO): potassium ion transmembrane transport
Cellular component (GO): plasma membrane
Molecular function (GO): calmodulin binding; small conductance calcium-activated potassium channel activity
Source: RefSeq, a predicted model, not a curated record
AUGAGGAGGCUGCGGGGCAUCGCGGCAUCGGCGCGCGUGCAUCACUCGAGGAGCACCAGCCUCCAGGACCUGCCCGCGGUGGCUGCUCUUGGCGGUGAGGACCCCGCCGCCAGCGGGGAGGCGGGGCUAGCCGGCAACGGCCUCAUCUCCUCCUCCGAAUCUACCUCUUCGCCUCUGAAAGGAGGCGAAAACGGAACAUCGUCAUCUUUUCCCGGCCUCGAUGAAUCUAACAUCUUCGAGGAUGACGAAGAAGAGCAACACGCCCGCGAUCUAAUCCGCAGGUGGAAGGAGACGCGUUCGCACCUCAAGAUAGAGAAGAGCGAGCUGAUACGCAGCGUGCUCCUGCUUCUCAACGUGCUCGCCCAGAUCAUCCUCACCGUUGUUGCGCUGGAGUACGAGUGGGACGGAGUGAGGACGUUGAGAGACUCGCGCGUUGCUCUGGGCAUCCGUGUCGCCAUCUCUGUUCUCACGGGCUUACUCGUGAUUCAAAUGGUGGAGGACGACGCGUGGAAGAUAUGGAAGGACGCCAAGGACACGCGCAAGCGGGCCAAGCACGCCAAGCAGGAGCGCAGGAAGGGGCGAUUCGAAGUCGCCGUCGGCGAGGUCAGGCGCCAGUUUACCCACCGCCGCUUCUACAUGCCGAUUGGGGACGAGGGUGUCGACUAUUCCUUUCACACGCCGACCUGGAUGAUCCUCAUGGAAUACCUCCCCUUUCCCCCCGGAUUGGACGACGACCUGACAAAGCUGGCGGCCAUGCUGACCUUCCUCAAACUUUUCGUGACGAUGAGCGUUCUACGCCACUUCAACCCCAUCUAUCGUAACCGGCACCUCAUCAUACGCAUCCCCGGAUCGUCGCUGAUCGAGAUGCCGCGCUUUACGACGUGGUUCUCCACGCGAACGUUCUACCACCAGUACCCGCUCACCUUCUCCCUGUCCAACAUCAUCGCCGUCGUCGCAAUCACCGCCUACGGCAUGUACAUAUACGAACGUGAAGUGCAGCCUCACGUGUUCGACUUCAAGCUGUGCUUCGUGAUUGCGACGGAGAAUUUGAUCACGGGCUGGCCGGGCGACGUGUUCAGUCAGUACACGCUGGAGUCCGACGGCGGGAAGUCGUUCUCCGUUUUUGCGUCCCUGGGCGGUUUGUUCUUCUUCGCCCUUCUCAUCAACUUCCUCUACAUCAAGCUCAGCCCGAGCAGCAACGAUUCGCAUGUGGUGGACUGGAUAGCGCGGAUCAAGCUGGAGGACAAGGAACGGCACGAGGCGGCAAAGCUCAUCCAGUUGGUGUGGCGUCGUCGCCUCGAGCGAAAGAAGAAGGAGGAGGAGCGACUGAUCAACGGCGAUCACGGGCGCCACUACCACUUCAUCACCGUGCCCAGCGAGAAGGCCUACCAGGUCCGCUUCAGGCGACAGUGUCGCGAAAUGCGCCACGUCAGACGCGAGAAACAGAAGAAGCACAAGAAGUCGAAGAAGGAGAAGGAGAAGGUGAGCAAGGGACAGAAGAAGAAGAAGAAGCAGAGCGACGAUACGAGGCGCGCACUUCGCCACAGGCGAGACAGCUACAUCGCGGCUGUAGCCGGCCAGGCGGAGCAGGAACAGCGGAGAGGAGACGAAGAAGCGUUCGCGCUCCUCGAACAGCAGCACCAUCAGCAGCAGCUCGAGUGGGAGGCCCAGCGCGCGCGUCUCAGGAAAUACUACGCCAAGGCGGCCAAGAACCUCAACAAGCUCAUGGCCGAACUCGGUCGAUGA